This is a messenger RNA of Tyto alba (common barn owl), 8679 nucleotides long. RefSeq names its product gonadotropin-releasing hormone II receptor. The coding region runs from base 2705 to 3823 and encodes 372 amino acids. Gene Ontology annotation, biological process: G protein-coupled receptor signaling pathway. The transcript is spliced from 5 exons. Gene Ontology annotation, molecular function: gonadotropin-releasing hormone receptor activity; peptide binding. Gene Ontology annotation, cellular component: membrane. The record is from RefSeq and is a predicted model, not a curated record. NCBI's taxonomy places the organism in Eukaryota, Metazoa, Chordata, Aves, Strigiformes, Tytonidae.
GUUUUUUAAUAAGGAUGAAAACUGGGAGCUUCACAACCACUUGACUUAUGAACUUUGGGUAAGAAGAGAAGCUGUUCCAGAGCAUUCUAGGAUGAUUCAUAUGGAUUUGGGAAGAAAAUUUGGUGAUGGCUGGAGAUGCUCUGAAUCCCCAUGACCCAGUGCUGGGUUGCAGCUCCAUGGAUGUACUGGGACAGCAUCCCAAAAGGAGGGGAUUUCGGAAAGAGCCGAGCUGGGGUGUAUGGAAAGAAGCCCUGCCUGCCAGCACUGUUUCCUAAUCCUGGGGACCAAAAACCUCUGAUCGUUAAACCAGUGUUCAGAGAUUCAACUGAAGGCUGCUGAGCAGACAACAUCCAAGCUGACCUUUCAGGAGAUGAGCAAAAAAAAAAAGACAAAACACAAGGGGGUUACUGUGCAAACGCUGGAGAAAAAUAGUCAUGUUAAUAAGGGACCCCACCCUUAAAGAAGACUUAUUGCUAAUGCAUGCCCAGGACAUUUCUCUGUGAUGGCAUGCUAAAAAAUUCCUCUCUGAACAGGGACCAAAGGCUUUGUUGUGGCAUGAGUGAGGCUUACAGUUCCCAAGAAAAAUCCUGUCCCUCUCUUGCAUCAUACAGUCGGGGAUGGAGAGGACAUUUCUAGACAAAAAGGCAGCCAGCCGGGAAGGAGGACAAACAGGGAAUACAUUCCUGACUUGCUAUUUAAUUGCUUUCAGUGCAGGUGCAAAGAGCUAAAUGAAAGGAAAAAUAAGGAUGAGCAUGUGGGGCCAAAUUAAUCUCAGCUUUAACCAUAAGAAGGAGGCAGCUGCUGUAACAAAUGGGCUUCCACCCCUUUUCUUUACGGUUUAUGUGCUUUUCCCCCCCCCCCCCCAGGGACCAGGCUCAUUGCCGUGGUGCCAGUGGGUGAUGCUCUGGCCAGGUAAGGAGGUGAUGGGGACGGUCCCCUCCAGCGUGGCAGGGUGGCUGGUGCUUGCUGGGUGCCUGCCCUCCUGUUCUGCCCGCGGUGGCUUCGGGGUUUCAGCCAGGCUCUGGCAGGACUGGGGUGGCUGGUAGCCCCCUCAGAGGGAUGUCGCUGAUGCCAGCUAUUAGGUGGCUUUGAAACUGGGUCUUGGCAGGACAAUGUCCCUUGGCUCUCAGCUUGUGAGACCACAUUUUGGGUGGAGGGCUGGCAGUGCCAGGGGUACGUCUGCUUUUCUCUUUCCCCGUGGAUGUAAAGCACUUCAAAUGCAUAAAUUGCCCUUUGUGGCUCUGCACAGAGUUUCCAGCCUGGUCCCUUUCAGCGGUGAAAUAGGUGUAAUGGAAGGUUUAGGGGACUCUGAUGCCUCAAGGGCUGAUGUGGUCCAGUGGCUACAGCAUCUCUUGAGCCUCAGGAUCUGACUUCUCUGCCACACAGUUCGGCUCUUAAAUGCACAAAGAGGAAAAAAUCCUCUUUUUUUGCUGUGCCCAGGAACAGUUCUGCAAGCAGAGCAGCCUCGAAGACAGUGCAAUCCCCUCUUGGAAGUAGGGCAUUUCGUCCCCAAAAUAAGUGGGAUAGGUUUAACGACAGAAACCCUCCUAUCCCAGAAAGUGAACUUCACCCUCCCAGGGAAACAAUGCAGAGCUGCUGCUGCCAGCCUGGGACCGGCUCAGCUGCAGUCCUGUACACCGUGUACUCCUUAAUUUAAUAGGCCAGGAAAUGUGAAGGUCUGUUUGCAUGUAAUUAAAGUCCCUACAAUGUCCCUGGGAGGAUGCCUGCCAGCGCCGGCCCCAGCGGGGCUUGGGGAUGACCCUCAGUCAUCCCCACAGCUCUUUUGCUGGCCAGAGGAGCAGGGCAUCCUCAGUUUCCCUCCCUGCCUUGCACAUCGUAUUUUUUAAGCUCUUGUGAGCUCUUUGUCCCUCUCAGGGUUUCACACCACACAUUGAGCUCUCACUGUGUUACACUGAAAGAAAUACAAAAAGAACAAGGUGGGAACUUGAUAGAGUGCGGAAAAAAAAAAAAAGCCUACUCAUUAAAAUGACAAAAUGACCCAAGUAUUCCUCUUUACAACAUUUACAGUCCAGGCAUGUACCUGUGUUUAUCCAUGAUGCUCCCAUGGACCUGUGUGGUCCAGGAGCAUCGCUGUGGGGGGGUGUGUGUCUGUGUGUGCUGCGAGUCUCCUGGUUGUCUGAGCAACGGGAUGUUCAUCACUAACUCCAAGGAUAAUUAACUCAUUUUUCUGUAUUUAUAGAAAUCCAAUGCAGGGUGUGUUGGCACUUAUCCCUGAUGGGGCCACAUUUGGCCACAACAUCUUGAAUUUUGGCCAUUUCUUGCAAUAUGGCAGCUUUGUCAUCAUCCCUGCUGCCUGCUCAUUAAGCCUGAAAUCGGGCAGUUCAUUAAGCCCGCAGGGACAGGGCUGCCAGCCCUUGCCUGGGGGUGAAACACCGCAGCAGCUGCCUGUGCCGGGCUGCCCGUGGGUGCCCACCUCUGUGCGCCCUGCUCCUGCUUUGCCAGUGCAGGGGAUGUUUGCAUCAGCGUUGCCGUCUCCAGAUGCCUGCAUACGCCUGGGCUAAAAACAGCAUAGCUCCCGGCUCGGCUGCCAGCAAGGGGAAAUUUUGCUGCUUUGAGGGUUUUGUUGCAGGGAUGUGAUGCAAAGACGGGCUGGAGCAUCCUGACUCGGCACCGCAGCAGCGGGAGACCCGUGGGGGAAGACAAGGAGCAUCUUCUCAGCGUCAGGGCGUGCGUAUGCCAGGAGAUGAGUGACGAGCAGCUCCCCGCAUCUCUCCGUCACCCCGCCACGGAGGGGGACGGCAACGUCUCAGCCCCGGGCUGCCCUGAGCCCUGGGUCGAGCCCCGGUUCACGCAAGCGGCGAGGGUCCGCGUGAUCAUCACGGCCAUCUUCUUCUUGCUGGCGGCGGGCAGCAAUGCGGCAGUGCUCGGCAGCCUGCUGAGGAAGAGGAGGAAAUCCCACGUGCGGCCGCUGAUCCUCAGCCUGGCGCUGGCUGACCUUCUGGUGACGGUGGCGGUGAUGCCCCUGGACGCGGCGUGGAACGUGACGGUGCAGUGGUACGGCGGGGACCUCUCCUGCAAGCUCCUCAACUUCCUCAAGCUCUUCGCCAUGUACGCGGCUGCCCUGGUGCUGGUGGUCAUCAGCCUGGACCGGCACGCAGCUGUCCUCCAUCCCUUCUCCCGCGCUCGCCGCCGCAACGGGCUGCUGCUCCGUGCUGCCUGGGCUGGCAGCCUGCUCCUGGCUUCGCCCCAGCUUUUCCUCUUCCACCUGCGCACGGUCCCAGGAGGGAACUUCACCCAGUGUGUUACUCACGGGAGCUUCCGAGCGCACUGGGAGGAAACCGUCUACAACAUGUUCACCUUCAGCACCCUCUACAUCACCCCGCUGAGCGUCAUGAUUGUUUGCUACGUCCGGAUCAUCUGGGAGAUCAGUAAGCAACUGAAGAUCAACAAAGGUUUGAUAAGAAAUCAAAAUGACCACAUCUCCAAGGCACGCAUGAAGACUCUCAAGAUGACAAUAGUGAUUGUUGCCACCUUCAUCAUCUGCUGGACCCCUUACUACCUCCUGGGCUUGUGGUACUGGUUCCAGCCAGCCAUGAUCCAGAAGAUGCCAGAGUAUGUCAACCACAGCUUCUUUCUCUUUGGCUUGCUGCACACCUGCACCGACCCUGUCAUUUAUGGCCUGUACACCCCCUCCUUUCGGGAGGACGUGCAGUUGUGUCUCAGGGGCAUUGAAACAGCCAUUACCAGGCAUGAGAGACACAAACCUGUCUCAGUUUCAGAGAAGACUGUCAAGGAUGGUGUUGUAGAUGGUGGAGUGGCAUCAGGGGGCUCCAAUGGGACAACUGUCAACACGGUCUGCUGAAGAGACAUACCCACAAGGAGGUGGGAAGCACAGCUUUGGGGGCUGCUUUGUGCCAUAGGAUCAUUCUGGAGACUGUCAUAAGGAGGUUUGCUACCCAACUUUGGUGGGUGAAGGCAUCUAGCCAGCAACUGGAAAUGUGUGCUCUGCCUGUACUCAGGGUGAAAAACAUUUAGGUGUAUUUAUGGUCAUUCUUCUAUAUACUGGCAGCCCUGGGACAACUAGAAAACCAUACUUUUUGUACCCUACACACACUCUAGCCCUGAUUCUGGCCUCAAGCAUCUUCCACGCUUCCAGCAUCAGUCCCUGGGAGGAGAUACAGUAGCUCCUCCAUGGCCCAGGGCCACAUCUCCCAGGGUGGCCAAUCUGUAAGUGCCCUUUGCACCUACACCAAAGUGCAGAGCUGCACAGAUGCACAGCGCUAUGUGGUGUCACCCUGAGAGGCUGUCAGGGUGCAACCACAGGCUUUUACUCUGUUUUAUCCACUCACUGUAGGAAAGGCCCUCUAGAAAUUUUGGUUCUCCUGGCUCAGAGGCCACUUGGUUCUCCCAUGGCCAUGUGUGAAGCCCUAGGAAAGAUGUAAAUCUUUGGGGAGUGACUAAUGCAGGGGCAUUAGUCCCCCUGGGCUACCUCCAUGGUGGGGAGGGAGAAGGUGCUGUGAGGAUGGAAGGGCUUGGGCAAGAGGUAUAUGAAGAGUUACAGUAGGAUGGAGUGAGGUUUCUUCUCCCCUUUUGGCCACAGCCAGAACAGAAACCAGUCCCUGCUGCCUUGUUCUGGCAUGCAGGGGGUGGUAGGAACACAUCCUUACAUAGCAGCUCUCUGGGACACAUAGUUGACCAGGAGAGAGAGUAUUUGGUGACAUAAACUCUCCAGGGCAAGAGCUGGUAGGUCUCAGACCACAUACUGGGCUGUCCCCAGCAGCUAGCACAGACUGAAGGGAGAAAACCCCCCAUUUUCUUCUCUGUUUUCCCCUCUCAUUUAUAUACAUUGUCUUUACCUUGAUGGCUUGACCCAACACCUGCAGCUCAUCUCUGCCCUGAGCAGGGUGGGUGCAGCCACCCCACAGGUGAUGUCCAGGGUGUCCCAACGAGGAAAGUGAUGGGAAGCACCUGUGGAUGAAGGGGCCCAUCAACAUCCAUUGAUAACAGGUGGGUGCUGAUGGUCUUUGACUGCACCAUGAGGGCAAGGGAGGCUGUUGGAAGGAUUGUCUGAGUUGUGGUGAGUAAAAUGGAUUUUUUUUUUUGCUUUUUACCAAUGUGCUAGAAGUUGCUUAUGAAGGUGGAGGCCUCUUCCCUAGGUGUGGGUUGAAGAGAUGGGUUUAUUCAAUUGUGUUGUUCCUUUCUGUGCAAUUAGAAAUAGUGGGUUAUUUCUUUGUUCUUUCUCUGCUGAUUGUUAUUAAUCAUAAUAUUAAAUGUAUUUUUUGCCUUUGAAGAGAAUUUAGUUUUGAUCCAGGUGGAGGGGCUCUUUUGUUGUUUUUGUGAAAUCUUUGGGCAGCUCAGGAGCUCUGGAUUUGGCAGGAGGCAGUUCCCUGGGCAUUUCUGUGGUGACUGCGGUUUUGAAUGAGCAUCUGGACUUUAUCAUGACGAAAGAGUUUUGUUUUGUGUUAAAACCAACUCUGGACUUGCUGUGGUUGUAUGUGUAAGGAAGCUGGGAGAUGUCUCCCCAAGAAAGCAAAUCUGCUUUGGGUAUCAAGGGGGUUUUCUUGACUCUGUCUCCAAGAGGAGAUGGAUCCUCAUCGGUCAGAAAGGAUCUGUACUGGUCUCCCAGUGCCCCAGCUAGCAAAUUAUUAAAAUUGGAGAGGUGGGUGGUGUUUGCAGGUUGGCUGAGGCUGAGCAGUGAGGAUACAGGAAGCCAUAGUGCUCAGGGUGAUGUUGAGCUGUGGAUGGGUGUCAAGCCCUUGCCUUUCCCCAUGCUAACUGUAAUUUAUGCUAAACAUGCUGCUCAAGGAGAAAAAAAAAAAAAAAAUCAAUUAAAGCUGCAGGAGCCCAGACUGACUGGUGGGAAUUAGUGUGAAUCCUUUAGGAAGCAUCCAAACUCCAAUGAGAUGCAUAAUCGCUGUUUGGCUUUCCUGGGCUCGUUCUGCUCAAGGUUAAUUAGGCAACGCUAACAGGAGCAGGACUUACUGCUGCCAGGCUGGCUCAGCUUGACUGGUGCAAAAAAGUGUUUCUUGUAAGGUGAUGGGAAUGACUUGCAGUAGGGGAAGCUAAUUUAUUCAUCAGACACUCAUUUGGUCUCUCUGUUUGUAUUACUGAUGAUCACUAAUGGGAGGCAGACUUUGAAAGUGUGUUGGUUUUCUGGCAAGCCUCAAAUAAGCAGGAAAGUGUUUUUAAUCUCCUGAUAACAUUCUUCAUCUGUUUUCUGCUGAGUGGGAGAGAACAGGUCCAGCAUUGCUGACACACUUAAGGCCACUUGUCCCCUCUUGCACAGCAGCAGGAGAGCUUGGAGACCUUCUUUGAGGAGCAAGAAGCACUUUUUUCCCUAGGGGGGGGACCCACCACUUGUACACCCCAUGGGUAUGGUGAGGGGGUAGAAGCAGGUUUGGCUUUAGGUGAAGAGUAGGAAAAUCAUGAUCUUGGCAAGGAUAUGUACCUUGGUCCUUGGGGGAAGCAUGGCGCAUCCUUCGGGAUGCUUGCAGGCACUCCAGCGCUGCUCCUUCUGCCCUCCUCCUGAUACCUUCCCUUCUGUUGUUGGUGCUCCAGGCUGACAUUUUGGGAAGCCUGGCGUGUGGGCAGGGUGCCCAAAGUGACAGCUUUCAUAAUAGAAGGAAAAUGUCACUAGAAGAGCGUGCUGCCAAGCCGUGUGCCCGACAUAUGCAGGAAGGGGGAGCGAGCAGGCAGGCAGCACCUCCCCGGGGAUCGACCCAGGUCUGGGUCCUGCCAGAGGUGGACUGAAGCCCAGGCCUGGUUUGAAUGUCCCAUCGUUUCUGAUUCUGCGUUUCUUAAAGCCCUUCCCACUCUGGAGAGCAAAAGAUUUUUGCGUCACUCAUCAGGAGCACGAAACCUGGAGCCUCGCUCCUCCCAGCCCCAGGGGUGGUCUUGCUUUCUGCGGUGGUUCCAUCUCUCCUCACAUUGUCUCAAGCCCCUCGACUUCAGCAGCACCUACCUUCUUCCUCAGCUGGCUCCCGAGAUCUCUCCAUUUAUAUUUAUCUACAUAAAAAUACUUAUUUAUUGUCUAUUUCCCCUUUAUAGAAGGAAAAUUCUCCCACUUCCCCAAAAUCUGCCUGUUCCCUCCAAGAAACACCAGCUGCCACACUUCUCCUUGCAGUCACAGCAGGAUCAGAUUUGUCUGACUUGCUAACAGUUCCUUAAUAUUCACCACUGUAAUGUAACAAACAUAUUAAUAAGCACAGGUAGCUUUAUAUUUUACAACUCCUCGACCUCACCCUGGGCUGCCUUCUUCCGACACAGCGGUCCUUUGUUUGGGAGGAAAUUCUGAUUCAUUCCCUAUUAGCAUUUUUAUAGUACUGUGCAUGUUCAAAGAGCCACGCAAGUGGCUUAAGAGGUUAAUGCGAACCUUGGGUUAAUUCAUAAUAUUGUUAGUUACUCAGCACAAUGCUCUUAUUAAUUCAGCUGACUGCAUCUUGCCACGUUGGGAAACACAUGCUGAAAUCAGCAGGGAGCACAGAAAACAAGCAUGGGAGUAGGAUAUUAAGUAUUUUGCUGGCCUGCUAAGGUAGAAUCUGAGCACCUUAAAUUUAUUUUCCCAUUGCUUUUGAGGGCAGCGUUACCCUGCCUCACAGAUGUGGAGCUGAAGCACCAAGGAGGCUGUGCCCAGCAUCCCUGCAGGUCUGGGAGUCUGAGGGAUGGGACUACAAGCCCUCUGAGGGGCACUCAAGACAGGACCCAUCCCCUACCUGCAGCCUCCUCUUUCUUCUGGGUCCAUUCAAAUGGUUCAAAGCAGAAAAAGCUGCUUUUUUUCCUUUGAUACCUGCUGGUUUAAUUGCAGUGCUGGGCUGCACGCGUCUGCCGUGAGAGCCCUUGCAAUCCUUUUCUCUCUGGGGAUAUAACCUGGAGCAGCUGGUGCAGCAGAUCAGCUUGGGAACUAGCACCCUACACGGGUGCUAUUGCCCCACGCUUGGGAAGAGAGCUCAGCUGAACGGCUUAAAGCCAAAUAAAAGCCCAGACAGACAUCAGGAGAUAGUGCCGAACAGCCACUAUGCAUUCAUUCCUUUUGCUUACUCUUCAGAAACCUUCCUAUGCAAAGAAACCCUAAGAACAGAGCCUCAAAGCCCUGCUGUGUUCUUCCCCAUCUGUUUCUUUCAUCCAACUUGCGGGCGCCCAGGUUCGUGCCUUUCCCAGCGGUGCAGCCAGCCAGCCCGCAACUGCUGCCCAACCCCCUGCUCCAAAGGGCCCCCGAUAGCCCAUCUGCUCCAAAAGAUGUGUCGUUUGCAGAUGUACAAGCCUUUUAACAAUGCAAUACCCUUCAGAUAGCAUCAAAUACCUCUAGGUUUUCCGGCUGGCACGUUGCCUACCCUAAACUGACAUAUAUAUGGCCCAACAUUAUAUACAGCGUGCUGAGGUGGACCAAAAAUGGGCAACUAUUCCUAUGCAUGUCUCAAACCCCCAAGUUCCUGCAUUGGAAUAUCGAGGAGUAAACUACAUUUUAGUAGUUGAAUGCGCUGUACAGUAAAUUGUUAGUUUAUGUGUAUUUUAAUUGCAAAUCAACGCUAUAAUUAGCACAUACAUUUCUUGCGCUGAGGCAACGCAAUGUGCUUUAACAGUGAGCAUUAUUAACGGACUGUAAAAGGCAAUGGAGAAUUGGACUAUAAUGUUCUUGUUUUGCAAGCUGUAUGGUGAAUAAAUAAAUUUGUUCUGGCAGCAAAAUUAACUGGAAUAAAUGCUUGUAGCUCCAUCCACCAA